UGGGAACUUUCAGACGUACCACACUGUGGCAGAACAUUUCACUGAGCAUUCGAAGCAAUGGCUGUUGUAAGCGGAACCUUCCGGAUGGUGUCAGAGGAGGAACAGGCCCUUAGAGCCAAACUGGAGCACCUGACAGUCAAAGAUCAUGGGUCGGUGUUUGGGGCCUGUGCCAAGUUACCCGAUCACACAGUGCAAAAGGCUAAAGAUGAGUUAAAUGAAACAAGCGAGAAGCGUGUGUCAGCCGUCAAGGAACUCAGGGGUAUUAUAAAAGAGAAGGCAGACUCUGGGGACGACAUCGCCAAGGGUGUUAAAGACACCUUUGGAGACAAACCCGAUGCUGUGCUGGUGCGGUUCAUCCGCGCAAGAAAAUAUGAAGUACAAAGGGCCUACGAGCUAAUGAAGGGUUACGUGCGCUUCAGGCGAGACUAUCCUGAGCUGUUUGAGAACCUGACCCCAGAGGCUGUGCGCAGUACCAUUGAGGCUGGUUACCCAGGGAUCCUGUCAAGAAGAGACAAAUACGGCCGUGUGGUGCUGCUCUUCAACAUUGAGAACUGGGACUAUGAGGAGAUCACAUUUGAUGAGAUCCUCAGAGCUUAUUGUGUGAUCCUGGAGAAGCUUCUGGAAAAUGAGGAAACCCAGAUCAAUGGGUUUUGCAUAAUUGAGAACUUCAAGGGCUUCACCAUGCAGCAAGCUUCAGGCAUCAAGCCCACAGAGCUGAAGAAAAUGGUGGAUAUGUUGCAGGAUUCUUUUCCAGCCCGUUUUAAAGCAGUGCACUUUAUCCACCAGCCCUGGUAUUUUACCACCACUUACAAUGUGGUCAAACCCCUAAUGAAGAGCAAACUGCUGGAAAGGGUGUUUGUCCAUGGCGAUGACAUGGAAAACUAUUUCAAGGAGUUUGAUGCUGAAAUCCUGCCUUCAGAAUUUGAAGGGAACGGCUCGAAAUAUGACGGCAAGGCCACAGCGGCAAAACUGUUUGACUAAGUUUGCUUUCCAUCAACGUACAUGUCUGUCAUUUUAGUUAUGUUGUAUUACAGAAUCAUUGAAUGUGUUGGUGUUCUUGAGAUUGAACUCAGCAUAAUAGUGAACCUUUUCCAGGCCAGACGGCCAACCUCAUUGGACAAAUGCAGAGAUGUCAAAGAGGAAUGCAGAAUUAAAUACGGGCAUCUGGUCUUUAUGAUACGAGCAGUGUUUGUCAUUCUUUGUUAAUCUUGGGCAGGGCCCUGGUUUCAGAUUAACCACAAAAUAUUGAAAUUAUAUUUGAAAAAUGUCAAUCUCUGGCAGAGGACAGACCUUUCUGUUAUUUAAUUUGAAAAAUAUAAAAGUUUAAGGCGGUGGAAUGAGAAAAUUUCUUUGGAUAUGAAGAAAAUAACAGAUUUAUGAAGUGCGUACUUAUAAUUGUAUUACAUUAUAAUGUAUUCUUUUAAGAAUAAAUAAAUAAAGA
This is a messenger RNA of Triplophysa dalaica, 1441 nucleotides long. RefSeq names its product retinaldehyde binding protein 1b (gene rlbp1b). Lineage: Eukaryota; Metazoa; Chordata; Actinopteri; Cypriniformes; Nemacheilidae. Gene Ontology annotation, cellular component: membrane. The record is from RefSeq and is a predicted model, not a curated record. Gene Ontology annotation, molecular function: phosphatidylinositol bisphosphate binding. The transcript is spliced from 8 exons. Bases 58 to 981 code for a protein of 307 amino acids.